CUAAAAUAUCUCUGGCACGACCUUCUUGUCACUUAAAGGAGCCUCAUAUCAUGUCACUUACGGCAACGCAACCAUGGCCGUCGUUGGAGGAAAUUUAGCGUUAUUACUAGAUGUGAUUUCACCAUGGGCAGUAGUUUUAGAGCGGAAGAUGCGGCCGGUUUCAGUCGACGUCGUUUUGAACCUUCCGAAGAGAGAUCAUCAUCAUCACACAUGCUCCUCUGUUUCUUUAGGGAGCAAAAGCUUCGAAUCGGGCGGCAAAGAGAGUAGGAAACAGAGAGUAGUGACGAGAGGAAAAGCGAAUUCAAAAAUGAAUGGUGUGGAUUUCGAUAGCGAUGAGGAGAGCGGAAGUAAUGGUGAGGGAGAAGAGGAACCAGCGCUGGGUUGGGAAAAGGAGAUGAGGAAGAGAGUUAAAGAGAUUGAGGAGAUGAGAGAGUUGGAGAAGAAAGCUGAAGAGUUACAAAGUAAAGCUGAGGAAACUGAGAGUGAAGAUAGAGAAGAAACUGAAGAAGAGAAAAGGAUGAGAGUGAGAAAAGAGCUCGAAAAGGUGGCUAGAGAGCAAGCGGAGAGAAGAGAAACAGCGCAGUUAAUGUUUGAAUUAGGGCAAAAGGCUUAUGGAAAGGGGAUGUAUGCACGAGCUAUUGAGUUUCUUGAAGCUGCUCUAACAAUCAUUCCUAGGUCUACGCUGUUUGGUGGUGAGAUUCAAAUAUGGUUGGCUAUGGCAUAUGAGGCUAAUAACCGCCAUAAAGAUUGCAUUGCUCUUUACCGGCAAUUGGAAAUGAGUCACCCAAGUAUUAGUAUUCGACGCCAAGCUGCUAAUCUUCGUUAUAUUUUGCAAGCUCCUAAGCUUAAGAUUUCCCAGGAGGAGAUGGUUACCAUCCCAUUGAUUGGUUCUGCUUAUGACAGCUAUGCAGCAACAUGGACUGAAAAAUACAAGGACAAGGAUCAAAGGUUAAGCGGGUCAACAACUAAUCAGCUUCCAUCAUCGAGAGAUUAUUUAGCAGACUUGUUGGUGUGGCGACCUCCUGUUGGGCUGCAGAAAAACACAGCUUUUUGGGUAGCUUUAACUUUAUGGUUGGGGUUGGUAGGAGCUGCCCUCAUUCUACAAAGAUGAAUCAUACUGAACAGACACCAUAUUAUGAUUGUUGGUUGUAGUGUGUUCAUUCUAUUGUUUGUAUGUUGGUCUUGUAUCAUAUUAUCACUGUGACAUUGUUACAAAUGUAUAAAGCAAAAGGAAACGUCUCUUAUUAGGCUUUACAGCUA
This is a messenger RNA of Ricinus communis (castor bean), 1260 nucleotides long. RefSeq lists its product as uncharacterized. Bases 74 to 1111 code for a protein of 345 amino acids. NCBI's taxonomy places the organism in Eukaryota, Viridiplantae, Streptophyta, Magnoliopsida, Malpighiales, Euphorbiaceae. Gene Ontology annotation, cellular component: chloroplast thylakoid membrane. The transcript is spliced from 4 exons. The record is from RefSeq and is a predicted model, not a curated record. Gene Ontology annotation, molecular function: protein binding.